AUGACGAAUAAAAAUGAAUUAGAAAAAUUGUUAUUAAAAGAUGUAUCAUUAUUAUAUUCAACUGCUGACGAUCACAAUGAUAAGAUCAGACCUUUCAAGAAAAUUUUAACAAAAGAAUUGAAAAAUGAUCUAAAGAAUUUCUAUAUAGCAAAUAGAAAUCCAACGCAUUCAAUGAUGCUGCCACCUAGAAUGUUUGGUAUAACCAAUAACGAGUCAAAUAUAAUUGGUUGGAAACAUUUUUGUAGAAUCGCAUCGUGGAUAGAUCGUAGAGAUGAUAGUCAUCGAUAUCAACCAAGUGAGAUGCCUUAUACCUUUAAACUGUUAUUGAGUGGUUUAAGAGAUGGUUUGAAGGAUCCUUCGGAAUUUCAUAAACGAUGUGAUAAUAAAG
Molecule: messenger RNA, 388 nt
Organism: Entrophospora candida
Lineage: Eukaryota; Fungi; Glomeromycota; Glomeromycetes; Entrophosporales; Entrophosporaceae
Source: the annotation of a GenBank genome assembly